ACUUUUUAAUGGUCAAUCAUUGUUUACCAACCAAACAACCUUAUGUGUAUAUUUUGACCGGCUCUUAUGAGUGUUAGCUUUAUAGUUGUUAAUCGCACCAUUUGUUUGUUUUUAGUUAGUCGUUUGAAUGAUUUCAAAGGCAGCUCUUUUGCUAUCAGUGUUUUUUUUUAAUUAAAAAAAAAAAAAAACAUUUCAACACUUUUAAACCCCAGAACUACUAAUCUCUUCAAUUCAGUAAAUAACUUUACAUUUUUUUUUUAAAUUUUAUACAUGCAUAUAUAUAUAUAAUUGAAUAAUAAUGUUCCAAUUCAUACUCAUGGUCUUUUUGCUGCACUGCCUUGUCAUGUUUUGUGAAACUAAAGUGUUUAAGGGAUAACAAAACACUAAAACUGUCCAAUUAAUGACUCCAUCUGGGAUUCAAACCUUCCCACAAAGCACCACUGCAAAUCUCGUUGCAUAUAUGCUGCUAAAUUGAUUAGUUUUAAUUCAUUUUGACACAGCUUUGGUUUCACUUGCAGAAAAAAAUGAUGCCGGGAGCUAAUCUGAUGGUAGAAAACAGAAUUUAACAAUAUAAUAAUAUAAUAUAUUAUAAUAAACUGAAUAAUAUAAUAUAAUAUAAUCUAAGGUGAAAUGUUCUGUCAAUUAUGUUAUUUAUGUCCUAAAAUUUGACCUGGUUAAUGAGAUAGGUGUAAGGUAGACAAGCUAGUCAGAUUACAUAAAUUAAUUGAUUUAAAAUACAAUGAUUAGCCCCAAGAACCCCCCCAUUUUUUCUGUGUUUUGAAGGUAAUUUGAUCAAUUUUCAGUUUGUUUGUUUAAUUUUUUGUAACACCAACUAAAACCAGCCACCAAAAAUAAUAAAUUGCUCAAAGAUUUUUCUUUUUUUGGCCAUUAUAACUUAUGUAGACACACUUCUGUGUUUACAUUAUGUCUGUGACCUAUAUUUUCAGUGCUAUUUGACAUUUUUCUGCGUAUUCAGUUUAAUAAAGAUGAAAUUUGGCAGAGAGGAGGGGACUCUUGGUGCAAGUGUGUUUGCGAAAGAUAAAGAGCGACUCGUGGACGAACGCGGGAGGAUUAAACGGGGGGAGGGAGGGCUUGAAGCAGCUGAUCGGUGGGAGAGAGAAAGAAAGAAGGUCCACGCCAGAGAUGGAGCUUCAUACUCCUCGUUGUCAUAUGUGUCGCUGCGAGAUGGCAGAGAGGUGAACGAGGUCACGAUGCAGGAGAAACGGGACACUCCGAGUCCGACCCCGGGCAUCCUGGGGAAGGCUCACCCGGCUCUCAAAGCCUUCAUGUGCGGCUCUCUGAGCGGCACCUGCUCCACGCUGCUCUUCCAGCCGUUGGAUCUGGUCAAGACGCGGCUGCAGACUCUGCAGAACAACGCCAAACCGGGAGCUCCAAACGUGGGAAUGUUCCGAGUUUUCAUCAACGUCAUAAAAACAGAGAAUUUCUUCAGCCUGUGGAAGGGAGUUUCACCGUCGUUCGUGCGCUGCAUCCCCGGCGUGGGAAUCUACUUCAGCACCUUUUACUCGCUGAAGCAGCACUUCUUCCUGGACCGAGCGCCCAACGCCGGCGAGGCCGUGCUGCUGGGGGCGGGCGCCAGAGCCGUGGCGGGAGUCUGCAUGCUGCCCUUCACCGUCAUCAAGACGCGCUUCGAG
Molecule: messenger RNA, 1652 nt
Organism: Oryzias melastigma (Indian medaka)
Lineage: Eukaryota; Metazoa; Chordata; Actinopteri; Beloniformes; Adrianichthyidae
Product: mitochondrial glycine transporter B
Biological process (GO): glycine import into mitochondrion
Cellular component (GO): mitochondrial inner membrane; mitochondrion
Molecular function (GO): glycine transmembrane transporter activity
Source: RefSeq, a predicted model, not a curated record